AAGAAAAGAAACGUCUACAAAUAGACAUAUUGAGUGGGCAGCUUAGGGUUUUUGAAGAGAAACGAAUUUGGGUUUGUUUUUGGGAUUCUAAAAAACUCAAAACUUUCUUCUUUCCUUUUUUCUUUUCCUGUUGUCUUGUAUUCCGAAAGCUGAAUUGAGUUGGGUGAAGCAAUUCUCAGGAUGGGAAGAGGAAAGAUAGAAAUCAAGAGGAUAGAGAAUUCAACAAAUCGACAAGUGACGUUCUGCAAAAGAAGAAAUGGACUCCUGAAGAAGGCUUACGAGCUUUCAGUUCUCUGUGAUGCCGAGGUUGCCCUCAUCGUCUUCUCAACUCGUGGCCGUCUCUAUGAGUACGCCAAUAACAACAUAAGAUCAACCAUUGAGAGGUACAAGAAGGCUUCUGAUAACACCAACACUCACUCUGUACAAGAGAUUAAUGCAGCGUACUAUCAACAAGAAUCUGCAAAGCUGAGGCAACAGAUCCAAACGAUUCAAAAUUCCAACAGGCAUCUGAUGGGAGACUCUUUGAGUGCCUUAAGUGUCAAGGAGCCAUUAUGGUAUCUUGAUUGA
Messenger RNA from Brassica oleracea var. oleracea, 567 nucleotides. Its product is annotated as agamous-like MADS-box protein AGL11. The record is from RefSeq and is a predicted model, not a curated record. Bases 181 to 567 code for a protein of 128 amino acids. The transcript has 5 exons. Gene Ontology annotation, molecular function: protein dimerization activity; DNA-binding transcription factor activity, RNA polymerase II-specific; RNA polymerase II cis-regulatory region sequence-specific DNA binding. NCBI's taxonomy places the organism in Eukaryota, Viridiplantae, Streptophyta, Magnoliopsida, Brassicales, Brassicaceae. Gene Ontology annotation, biological process: positive regulation of transcription by RNA polymerase II. Gene Ontology annotation, cellular component: nucleus.